Messenger RNA from Coniophora puteana RWD-64-598 SS2, 1006 nucleotides. RefSeq lists its product as uncharacterized. The transcript is spliced from 4 exons. The record is from RefSeq and is a predicted model, not a curated record. NCBI's taxonomy places the organism in Eukaryota, Fungi, Basidiomycota, Agaricomycetes, Boletales, Coniophoraceae. The coding region runs from base 41 to 835 and encodes 264 amino acids.
ACGACAUACACACAACCUCUUUCCAACAUCGCAAAUAACCAUGCUUAACAUCCUCUCGCGCCAGUUCGCGACGCGUCUCUCCCUCGGCGCGUCCCCCAUCGCUCAGGCGCGCCGCACCUUCCUCACCUCCUCUCCCGCCGCGUUCGCCGCCGCGGCCAAGAAGCCCUCCACGACUACGAAGACGACCAAGCGGCCUGCGACGACCAAGGCCAAGUCGUCCACUAAGAAAGACGCUGACGGCAACGACAACGGCGAUAAGAAGAAGAAGAAGAAGAAGAAGGACGUGCACGUCGUACUCCACAAAGAAGAUAAGCCGCCCCGGCUGCCGCCCAACGCGUACGCGUGCUUUGUGAAAAACGUCGCGCAGGGCGUCAAGAGCCCCGAAGAUGCCGUACAGGCCGUGUCCGCUGCGUCUGUGAAGUGGAAGGCCCUUCCCGAGGACGAGAAGCAGAAAUACGUCGGCCAAGCCGAACUCCUCCGCCAGCAGUACGAAAAGGACUUGGCCUCGUACUGGAAAACCGUCGACCCCGUCAUAAUCAAGGAGAUCAACCGCCGACGUGCCGAGCAGGGCAAGUACAAGCUCAAGGUCCCGCGCGCGCUCGACCCGAACCCGCGGCCCCUUACUCCCUUCUUCCGCUUCCUCGCCGACUUCCGCACGACAGCCGAGGGGCGCGCCGUGCUCGAGGCGAACGGCGGGGACGCGCGGGCCGCGACGAUCGCGAGGAGCAAGGUAGGCGCAGCGAAGUGGAAGGACAUGUCGGACGCCGAGAAAGGGCCGUACGUUGAAGCGUACGAGAAGGAGAAGAAGAUCUUCCAUGCGAACAAGGAGGAGUGAAUGUCAAGUCUUGUGGUGAAGAGAAGAACCGUUUUCCCUACAUAUCCUACGUCUACGUUAGCCCCAAGCCUGCGAGCCAAUUUGUCUGUCUGUUCUAUCGACACCUCGGAGUCUCCUUAGUGCAUUAUCGCGUAUCUCCCACUCUUGUUAAUGUCCAAACUAUCAAGUCCG